This is a messenger RNA of Closterium sp. Yama58-4, 6141 nucleotides long. Lineage: Eukaryota; Viridiplantae; Streptophyta; Zygnematophyceae; Desmidiales; Closteriaceae. The record is from the annotation of a GenBank genome assembly.
AUGAGAGCUGGGGAAGUGAUGGGAGCAGGCGAGUGGGUGGGGAGGCCUGGAGGCGACUGGGGUGCUGCACACAGGGACCCACGUGCUGCUUCGUCUCUGGCCGCGCGGCUUGUACCGAAUGAGCGUGUGUCGAGUAUAGGGGCGCGGUUCCUGCAGCUGUUCUCCCACCGGCAGCAGCAGGUGGGGUUCCGAAUCAUGCACGUGGGCACACCGGGCAGGGGGGCAGUGCAGGAGGGGCAAGGCGGGGACUGGGAUGAGGCAGGGGAAGCAGGAGAUGAGGGGGAGGAGGAGGGGCGGGAGAGAGAGGAGGGCGAGGUGACAGACGCCAUGCUGCGGGCGCAGUUCUGCUUUGCGCCCACGCCCCCCACGGGCUACAGUGACACCGUGGUGCGGGCAGUGCUCCUCGGGUGCAUCCCCGUGAUCGUCCAGCCCAACACUCAGCACCCAUUUGCUAGCGCCAGUGCUGCGGGCAUAGGCAUGGAUAAAACAGCAGGUGGUGGUGGCGGUGGUGCCAUCCAUUGGCCGUCCCUGGCGCUGUUCCUCGCCCCCCAGCAGCUGCCAGAGCUCCCGGAGAUCCUGCGAGGCAUCACCGCGGAGGAGAACAGCUACUUUAUCCUUAAAGACAACCCUAUUCCCCAUACUUGCAUCUCCUCCUCCCUGCCCUUCCACAGGCACCGAGGCACAGCGAAGCAGAGUGUACUAUCAUGGGCGAUCGAGCACAUAAGAGACGAGUGGCCCUACUGGGACCGUCACGCUGGCGCCGACCACGUCUUCCUGGCCAAUGAUGACUGGGCGGCGUGUGAGGUCGGCGAAGCCGGUCGGCGAGACCCCAUGCUGGCGCGCAGCACAGUGCUGUCGCUGUGGGGGUACUCAGGGAACAUGCCGUUUGAUGCCGCCCUGCCUGGCUGCUUCAUUCCCGGGCAGGAUGUUGUUAUCCCGCCCGUUUUGCUGCCCGAGGUGUAUGAGGCAGCCAUGGGCGUCCAAGGAGAAUACGGGCAGGCUGGUGGGCGGGAUAUUUUCUUUUUCUUCCGCGGGUUUGACGGGCGGGAUGUGGAGCCGGUGUUGGGCUUUAACUACUCGUUUGGGGUGCGGCAGGCGCUGUUUGACUGGUUUGACUCGCUUGACUCCGCUGCUGCUGUGCCAAAAGGGUUUGUCAUAGAGCGUACGCCGGGGGAGGGGGACUUUGGGGAGCAGCAAGGGGGAGUGGGAGGGGAGAGGGGGGAAAGAGGAGGGUACUUGGAGCGGAUGGCUCGGUCGGUGUUCUGUCUGGUGGCGGGGGGUUGGGGUGCUGAUGAGACGGCCACUCAAGCGGUGACACUUGGAUGCAUCCCUGUGAUAAUACAGCCCAAUGUGAGCAUGCCAUUUGAGGGGGAUGGCUUUUUGGAUUGGGACGACUUCUCAGUGAGGCUGACUCCUGCAGACAUCCCCCACCUCCACGGCAUCCUCACCAGCAUCCCUCCACAAGAGCUCGCUCUCAAGCAAGCUGCUCUGCGCCGAGUGUGGGUGCACUUUGCGUGGGCAAGUUUGCAGUACAAUCCGUUUUCAAGAAUUCUUGACAAGGAGCAAGGCGAGUUGGCACGAGACGUUGCUUCAUCAGGGGCGUUUAGGAGUGUCAUGAGGGCUUUGGCGCAAAGAAAGCAGUCAUUGAAGGGAGAUACACGGUCGGUGGGUGAGGGGAUGGCGAGCGGAGGGGGGGGCGGGGUGGCGGUCACGGAUCCGCGGAGCGGAGGCGAGCAGCGGGACGACGAGCGUAUGGAGCGACACGACGAGGCAUUCCAUGCUGACGUGGAGGAGGCGGAUGAUGACGGGGUGAUGGACCACUUGAGCGACCCGGGUGUUUAUUUCCAGCAGGAGACCGCGAACGACGUGGCGCUGUCGCAGGCCAUGCGGUGGUGCAACCCGGACGACGACGUCGCGAACAAGUCAAACUAUUCGCACACGACGCCGGUCAGCCCAAUCGCCGGAGAUCUCGAUGGCUCUCCUGAAGAGGGUCGCGGGGACGCGGAGAUGGCGUGCGAGGAGGCGGAGAAGCGCGCGUCGCUAAGCGAUGCGUCGGUGGAGAAUGUCGCGCUGUGGAGUCGCAGUCGCACGACGAUGGAGCACGACGACUACGAUCGCAUAUUCGACGCGCACGGCGGAUUGCAGCCCAACGGCGACCGCGGUAAGAUGCUCGAGGGCGGGGACGGGGGAGACGAGGGGGGAGAGAGGGGAAAGUUUGAGGAGGGUAGGGACGUUGACAGAUUCGGCGCGGAUGGCGACUAUUAUAACGAUGACGAUGACGAUAACCGUCACGCGAACGAUGACGUCAUGGGGUUCCAGUUCUGGCGCACGUCGCUUCCGCAGGACGGCAGCGCGGACGGGCAGCACGCGGACGACGCGGAGUCGGCGCACGCGGCGGAGUACGGUACGAUGUGGCACAAUAUGACGGGGCACCUGGAGAACAUGAAGGACGACUGGGCGGAAGCGCAGGCGGUGGCGGAAGGGGAGGCGGGGAGCGGGGGCGAGGCGGAAGAGGACGACGAUACGCGGAGCCAGGCGUCCGCGCAUUCCGACACGGCGCUGCUGCUGGAUCACCUGCAGCUGGGGGUGUCGGGGCCGCUGUCGGUGCUGCCGUGGGACGAGGAGGCGGAGGAGGAGGCGGCGCAGGAGGCUGCGCGGGAUGCGCGGGAGGAGAUUCGCGCGGCACGGGCGGAAAUGUACUUUAGUCCGGAGGCGGAGGAAGCGGAGGCGCCAAGGGGGGGAGAGGAGCCGUUUUCCCUGGGCCCCUCCGCCGCCGAUGCCAGGGGCGCGGAUGGCCUUCCGCAGCGGGACGCUUCCGCCAUCCCCCCCGCUGAUGACGUUGGCGCGGGGGAUUCCGCAGCCAGUGAGGGCGCAACGAGCGACCAGGCGGGGCGGACUGAGCCCCGCUCCGACAUGCUGCUUCCGCGCAUCCGCACCACGGGGGACCUCCUCCUCCCGUGUCCGCCCACUGGCGCAUCUUCCCCCGUCGGCGCAGCGGCAGCCGGCGCGGACGCGGUUGCGGCGGACGCGCGGUCCAUGCCGGAGCUGGGGGACGUGCAGCUCUCCGCAGUGGAAGGAAGCGCAGGCGCGGGGACCAUCGGCUCGGGGGAGGGCAUUGGCGGAGCGUCCGCUGGGAAAGCGGCAGGUGCGGCGGGAGGAGAGGCGAAGGAGGCGGGGAAGGCGGGGGAGAUGACAGCGCUGUGGCUGGCGGGCAUGCCGCGCGUGGAGGCGUGGGUGCGCUGCCUCCCGCGCGGACAAUGGGAGCCGUCCGAGAGCAUCGAGCACUGGAGCAGCAUCGGCAGCAGCAAGGGCGGCGGCGGCGGAAGCAGCAGCGCCAGCGCGCAAGUCCCGCCGCAUUCCCCCCCCGCGCCCCACCACCACCACCACCAUUCCUCCAGCGGCAUGAGCAAGCGCUCCAUGUCGCACGGGCACAUGCACGGGGGGGGCGCGGCGGCCGCGGGGAACCUGCAGGCCGCGGUGGCGGUGGGGGCGGCGGCCGCGGCGGAGCAUGCGGGGAGGGUGGUGCGCGGGCUGGACAAGCACGCGGCGGCUGUGUAUCUGUCCAUGCGCGGGCUGCUGGUGGUUCCGCCGCUGGGAGCGUUCUCGUCGCUCAAGACGCUCGACCUGUCGCGCAACAAUAUCACGUCGGUGGCAACGGGCGUGCUACCGCGGUCGCUGCACAUCCUGGACCUGUCGCACAACCGCCUGGCCGCCGUGGAGGGGCUGCGGGAGCUCUCUCGCCUCAAGGUGCUCAACCUCUCCAACAACCGCCUUGCUCGCAUCGGCCAUGGGCUGUCGGGGUGUGUGGCGCUGAGGGAGCUGUACCUAGCGGGCAACAGGGUGGGCGAGGUGGAGGGGCUGCACCGCCUGCUCAAGCUCACCGUGCUGGACCUGGGCGCCAACAAGGUCACCACCACCAAGGCCCUCGGCCAGCUCGCCGCCAACUACGCCUCGCUGCGCGCGCUCAACCUCGCGGGGAACCCCAUUCACGUGAACCUGGGGGAUGACGCCUUCAAGCGCUACCUCAUCGGCCUGCUGCCACAGCUGCUGUACCUGAACCAGCGCCCCAUCAAGACGCCCUCGUCUCGCGAUGCCCUCUCGGACCCGCUCAAGGCGCGAGGAGCCGGUGCACCCCAGCUGCACCACGGACACUCCUCCCGCUCCGCCUCCCGCACCGCUGGUGGCAGCACCUCUCGGCACCGCACUGGCGGGAGCAGCAGCAGCGGGCUCAGGAAGGCUGCAACGGGAGGGACGAGUGGGUCGGGGAGUGGAGGGGGGUCGAAGGAUGGGCACCACAGGACGCACCAUGGGUCGAGCAGUGGGGCUCAUCAUUCGUCCCGCAGUCGCACGGCCACGGGAGGGCAUUCAACGCACCGGAGUAGGUCGGGUGUGGCUAGUGGGAGCAGUGCAGGAGUGGGGGAGAACUCCCCUGCACAUCGCCGUUCUCUCUGUUCAUCGCAAAUGGGUCCGUCCUCCUCGCAACGCGAUUCCACUUCAGAAGUCUCCAUAGUCGUUCCCCUGCUAACCAACGAAAACGACGCCGUAAAAACCGCCGCAAACGGCGGCGCAGAUCCCCGUCCUGACGGCUAUCUCCCGCUUCUAGAACCAUCGCCUAGCCGAGGCUCCCCGGGAAGCGACGUGGUGCUGCCGCUGGGCCCAUGCCGGCGGCCGUUACCGCGGUGGCAGGUGGUGGCGUACGGAACGGGUCACAUGCUGAACGACAUCACGGCGGCGUGCUGGUUCACGUACCUCCUCAUCUACCUCUCCGAUAUCGGCCUCUCCCCGCAGCAGGCGGGCGUGGUGAUGUUGUCGGGGCAAUUCGCCGAUGCCGCUGCCACCCUCGUCGCUGGCGAGCUGAUCGACCGGUUCGGGCAUUACAAGCUGUGGCACUUUGGCGGGUCGGUGUGCACAGUGGUGUCCUUCUCGUCCGUGUUCGGCGGCUGCCUCGUGUGCCACCUGCUCGCCUCCAACUCCACGCUCGUUGAAACCGCCAGCUACAGCGUCUUUGCUGCCGUCUUCAACUGCGGCUGGGCUGCCACCCAGGUGUCUCACAUGGCGAUGGUGAACUGUCUGACGGCCAACCCCAGCAGCCGCGUGGCGAUGAACAGCUGUCGCAACGCCUUCACCAUGGUCGCCAACCUCGCCCUCUUCGCCAUCGCCCUCGCUGCCUUCUCCCUCUUCCCCGCCCAUGACCCCUCCCAGGUGCAAGCGCAGUACCGGUGGAUCUCGUUUGUGGCGCUCACGUCGGGCGCCGCCUUCCUGCUCGUCUUCUACGCCGGGGUCCAAGAGCCCACCGUCUCCCGUGCGCCAGUGCGCCUACCUUCCUCACGCUCCUUCUCCACCAACCAAUCCGCCGAUGACAGCACCGACCAAUCACAGCAGUGGGCAGUGAAGAACGGCCAAUCAGAUGUGGCGGAGGAGCCAGCAGUGCCAGCGUGGCUCUUCUGGUUCCGCCAGCUGGCAUACUUCCAGGUGGCAGCUGUCUACAUGUUCGUGCGACUCAUUACCAACGUCUCCCAGGCCAUGCUGCCCUUCUUCCUCAUAUUCGACCUGGGACUACACCCCUCUGCCAAAGCCACUAUCCCGGCGCUCAUCUUCAUCUGCAGCUUCAUCACCUCCGUCGUGCUGCAGGAGCUACAGUGGGACAUGGGGCGCAUGAGGGUGGCGUGCAGCAUGGGAGCGGUGCUGUGGGUGGGGGCGAGUGCAGCCUUCCUCUACGUGGACGCGGGGCCAUCCAUGGAGCUCAUUGUCUACGCCCUCGCCCUUGUUGUCGGCAUCUCCAAUGCCCUCAUGCUCGUGACGGCAACGAGUCUGGAGGGGGUGUUGGUGGGGCAGCACGUGUCGGUGUGUGCGUUUGUGUACGGCUCACUCUCCUUCCUCGACAAGUUCACCUGCGGCAUCGCCCUCGUCGCCAUCCAGGCCUUCAACACAAAAGAGGAGUACUGUGGGCCCACCAGCCCCACCUGCCCGCGCUCUAUUGUGCGCUGGGUCCUUUUUCUGCUGCCCCUCGUUUCAUCUCUCCUGGCGGGUGGCAUUGUGCUCACGACACACCUGGACGAGUCAUCAGAUGAGAUCACCCAACCAUCGUUAGACAGCCCCUUGCUCGACAACAAGAACUCAGCUUCGAGAACCGAUUCAUGA